Messenger RNA from Lactuca virosa, 336 nucleotides. The record is from the annotation of a GenBank genome assembly. Lineage: Eukaryota; Viridiplantae; Streptophyta; Magnoliopsida; Asterales; Asteraceae.
AUGCAUUUGUAUUACUUAAAACAAGGAACUAUUGAAGCUAAUCCUCAUCACCUUGUCAAUCUCAUUCAUUAUGAGGAUGCUGCAUCCCUCUCAGUUGCAAUUUUGAAAAAGAAACUAAAAAAUCGGCUAUUUUUGGGUUGUGAUAAUCAUCCUGUUUCAAGACAAGAAAUAAUGGACUUGGUUGCUAAGAGUGGAAAAUUCGAUCCCACCUUUAUGGGCUUUACUGGCACGGAUGGUCCUUUGGGGAAGAAACUGGACAACUCAAAGACAAGGGAGGAGUUAGGAUGGGAGCCAAAAUAUAAAAGUUUUGCUCAUUUUCUUGGGGUAGCUUCUUGA